UGGACUCCUGUCUCAAACUUGUGCUAUGGCUGCAGCGGUGUGGACUGAUCGGGGACGGAGGGCUGUGACUGUAGUGGGGACAGUGACGAGAUCCAGUCACACAGCUUUAAAAUCCCAGUAUGACGCAGUGGUCAUCGGAGGAGGACACAAUGGACUGGUGGCAGCUGCAUAUCUUCAGAAGGGAGGACUGAAGACAGCAGUGCUGGAGCGCAGACAUGUGCUGGGAGGAGCAGCUGUUUCAGAGGAACUCUUCCCUGGUUUCCACUUCUCCAGGUGUUCCUAUUUGCUCAGUUUAUUAAGACCUCACAUAUACGCAGACUUGGAGCUCAAGAAACAUGGGCUGAAGGUGUAUAUGAGGGACCCCCAUGCUUUCACCCCCAUGUUGGAGGAGGGGGUGGGAGGUGCCCCACCAAGGUCUCUCACCCUGGGCUCAGAUACGGCCAUGAAUCAGAGGGAGAUCAGCAAGUUCUCACAGAAGGAUGCUAAGGUGUUUCCAGACUAUGUUGCACACCUUGAUAAACUAGCAGGAGCCAUCCACCCUCUCCUGGACGCUGCUCCUGUAGACAUCCCAGGUGUUACUGCUGGAUCACUGAGGAAGAGGCUGGCUGCAGCUAAAACACUGAUGCCUAUUGUCAAAUGCGGUCUGAAACUGGGCAGAAACAUUCCAGACUUUUAUGAGAUUAUAAGCGCACCAAUAAUGAAGAUUCUCAAUCGGUGGUUUGAGUCAGAGCCACUCAGAGCAACUCUGGCUACUGAUGCUGUGAUAGGAGCCAUGACCAGUCCAAGUAAUCCUGGUAGUGGGUAUGUGCUCUUGCACCAUGUGAUGGGAGAGCUGGAGAAGGAGAAGGGAGCAUGGGGUUAUGUGGAGGGAGGCAUGGGAGGCGUGUCUCGCGCUAUUGCUAACUCUGCUCAAUCCUACGGUGUAGACAUUUUCACUGAGAAGGAUGUAGGACAGGUCCUGGUCGGUUCAGAUGGUGCUGCCAAGGGAGUGGUGCUAAAGGACGGCACAGAGAUCCACAGUAAAGUUGUUUUAUCAAACGCUACCCCAUAUGUCACCUUCAAGAACCUCACGCCACAGGCUGCUCUUUCUCCAGAGUUCAUCAAAGCUGUAGAACAGAUAGACUACACCUCCCCUGUCACCAAGAUCAACGUGGCAGUGGACAAGCUACCAAACUUCUUAGCAUCUCCCACACCAGAUAAUAAACCUGGACCCCACCAUCAGUGCUCCAUUCAUCUCAACUGUGAGAGUGUGGAAGUGCUGGAGACUGCAUACAAAGAGGCCAUGAAUGGACGUCCCUCAGCACGCGAUGCAGAAGGGGUCUGUGCAUUUGACUGGGUGGAGCAAUACGCCCCUGGAUUUAAACAGUCGGUGGUGGGGAGGGACAUCCUGACUCCACCUGACCUGGAGAGGAUCUUUGGGCUCACUGGAGGGAAUAUCUUCCAUGGAUCAAUGUCGCUGGAUCAGCUCUACCUAGCACGACCUUUGCCCUCGCUGUCAGACUACCGUUCACCAAUCAAAGGGCUGUAUAUGUGUGGCAGCGGCGCUCAUCCAGGUGGUGGUGUGAUGGGUUCUCCUGGCUGGAACGCAGCGCUCACUGUCAUGGCUGACAUGAAACGUCGCUGAAACAUGUGACAGCAUCAGCGUGUGGUCUGCUCAUCAGUGUUCGACCUCUCUUUUGUCUCACUUGUGUAAAUUUGACUGGUCUGAGAAAUGUAUUUCAACAUUCACUCCAACCAUCUGUCUGAUCUGUUCACUCCAUCAUAUUGUUUAUAACAAUAUCUGAGAAGAAAAAUGUUGAUUUAAUAAUACAGCUGACAUAGGAUGAAAGAGCUAAGGAGAGACUUAGCUUCUGUUUUAUUUAUAGACCGUCCAUGUAAAAAGUCCACCAGUCAGUCACUCCUGUUAUCAAACACUAGUGCAAUACUGCCGCACUAAAUCCUGUUGCGACGUCACUUAUGAAGUCAUCGAACUGAGCCAGCAGAAAAUCACUGAUAGCAAAAAAACAUUAAUGUUUAGGACAGUUGCAUUUUUAGAAUAACUGAUGUCAUAAUGAACUGUUAAUUUAACAGUGAAAAUAAAGCACAAUGGGACGUUUUACAACUUUGUAUGAAUAAAUUUACAUGAAUUCAAGCAUA
Molecule: messenger RNA, 2136 nt
Organism: Epinephelus lanceolatus (giant grouper)
Lineage: Eukaryota; Metazoa; Chordata; Actinopteri; Perciformes; Serranidae
Source: RefSeq, a predicted model, not a curated record